This is a messenger RNA of Coccinella septempunctata (seven-spotted ladybird), 1221 nucleotides long. RefSeq names its product isocitrate dehydrogenase [NAD] subunit gamma, mitochondrial-like. Bases 51 to 1169 code for a protein of 372 amino acids. The record is from RefSeq and is a predicted model, not a curated record. NCBI's taxonomy places the organism in Eukaryota, Metazoa, Arthropoda, Insecta, Coleoptera, Coccinellidae. Gene Ontology annotation, biological process: tricarboxylic acid cycle; isocitrate metabolic process. Gene Ontology annotation, cellular component: mitochondrion. The transcript has 2 exons.
UGUUGAAAGCACUGAACCAACGUUCCGUCAUCAAGCAACAUGCACGUUACAUGUCCAAAUUCCUGAACGUAAUAUCGGAAGUCCAACACUACAAAACUCCCGUACCCCAAAAGUACGAUUUCUUCCCUCUGCCUCUAUAUGGAGGUAAAUACAUGGUCACUCUUCUUGUAGGCGGUGGAGUCGGCAAGGAACUCAUGCAAUUCGUGCGAGAAGUCAUCGAAGUUGGUCGCACGCCCAUAAAGUUCGAGGAGAUCUUCGCUCCAAAAAGCGCACAUAAUGCUGAAAGAGAUCUCCAUCACAUAAAGACUUCGAUACGUAGAAACAGGGUGGCAUUGAAAGGUUGCAUUGAGACCAAGGAUAAAGCAACUGAGAAAAGUCAGUUCAACUUGAAUAUAAAAUCCGAGCUGGAUCUCUACAUUUCCAUAGUGCAUUGCAGGCCAUACUUGGGUGUGAGAUGCUUGAAUCCAAAUAUUGAUAUCAUCCUAGCUCGGCAGAACACAGAAGGGGAGUACCUAAUGUUGGAACACGAAACGGUGAAAGGCAACGUUGAAUCGAUGAAAGUGAUCACUAAACAGAAGACUGAACAGUUUGCUAAAUGGGCUCUACAUUACGCUAGGGCUCACCAUAGAAACAAAGUGACAAUAGUGCAUAAAAGGGAUGUAUAUGCAUUGGCUGAUGGAAUGUUCGUUGACACUAUAAAAGAGCAGGCCAGAGACUUUAAAGAUUUGCGUUUCUAUACCAUGAGCUUGACCAAUUUUCUUGAACAGCUCAUCAAACGCCCUCAAACACUGGACUUCGUGAUGAUACCUAAUUUGUAUGGCUGUGUGGCUACGAACAUUGUAUGUGGAUUGUUAGGGGGCCCAGGUCUCUUAUCCAAGAAGAGCUACAGCGAUUACUACGCUGUAUUCGAGCCAGCAGUUGGAUCUUUGGCAACACAGCUGGAGGGAAAGGACUUAGCAAAUCCAGUUGCGACCCUGAAUGCUCUUAGAGAUAUGCUGGCUUAUCUGAAAAUGGAGAAAGAUGCAACCGCCAUCGAUUGCGCUAUCAGAAGAACACUCAGCGUCGACAAAAUCCAUACGCCAGACAUUGGCGGAAAUGGGAAAACUUCCGAGUUUAUGGAAAGAGUGAAAUUUCACAUUAGGAACUUUUUCUGCUCGCAACCUAGAUAGAAUUAUUGAUAUUUAUAUUUUUGAUGUAAUAAUAAACGGUAAAUCAGAAUUC